Messenger RNA from Microcebus murinus (gray mouse lemur), 382 nucleotides. Lineage: Eukaryota; Metazoa; Chordata; Mammalia; Primates; Cheirogaleidae. The record is from RefSeq and is a predicted model, not a curated record.
AUGAAGAUCCCGGUUCUUCCCGCCGUGGCUCUGCUCUGUCUGCUGGCGCUCCACUCUGCCCGGGGUGCUGCCCUGGGGGGCUCCGAGGAAGAAACCACCAUCGGGAACUACGUGGCGGGAUCCGAGGCUUUUAAGCCUGAUGAAUUCCUGAACUGGCACGCGCUCUUCGAGGCCAUCAAAAAGAAACUUCCUUUCCUCAACUGGGAUGCUUUUCCUAAGCUGAAAGGACUGAGGAGUGCGACCCCUGAUGCCCAGUGACAUGGCCUUCAAGACCCAGCACUGCCGACCCCACUGGAAGAGGAGGCUGGCGUGGGAUCCGGCUCCCUUCCUACGAUGAUGCGUUCCUGGUUCAGUAACCACAAUAAAAUGUUUUCCAUCUAAA